AAAAAAUGCCUGACCAUGAAUGCAAACCUCGCGUCUGUGCACAGCAGCUCCGAGUAUAGCUCCAUUCAGGCAGUGAUCAAGAAGGCCUCCAAGGCGUCCGGAAGGACGUGGAUUGGAGGAACUGACUGCCAAAUGGAGGGAAUUUGGCUGUGGAGCGACGGCACUGCUUUUGACUAUACUCACUGUGCGAACUUUGACAACAAACAAUCGAAGCAGCACUGUCUUGUCAUGAACUACGGAGGCAACAAGUGCUGGGAUGACGAUAGAUGUUCCAGAGAAUUUCCGUCUGUCUGCGUCAAAGGAAGAUCUUACCCUGGGAUAGGAUGAAGCACACACAGACACACACACACACUGCUUUGUGUUUGCUUUUGCCAUCUCGUUUUACUCCUUCACCUCUUUACAGUCGCUGCAACAAUUUCUAAAUUAGAGGAACUAGUCGACAUCAACAGGAGCUGCUGGGUUGUGUCUGUAGGUUUUGUGUCUUUAAUAAGAGGAAACUAAAUUGAUGCUUCUAACUCGCCCUUAUACUGGCGAGGGAGCCGCUUUUCUUCAUAAACAAAUGCAAAUAAAAGCUUCAAGCAAUG
This is a messenger RNA of Hippoglossus stenolepis (Pacific halibut), 584 nucleotides long. RefSeq names its product ladderlectin-like. The transcript has 3 exons. Gene Ontology annotation, molecular function: signaling receptor activity. Lineage: Eukaryota; Metazoa; Chordata; Actinopteri; Pleuronectiformes; Pleuronectidae. The coding region runs from base 16 to 327 and encodes 103 amino acids. The record is from RefSeq and is a predicted model, not a curated record.